Messenger RNA from Cherax quadricarinatus, 2372 nucleotides. The record is from RefSeq and is a predicted model, not a curated record. NCBI's taxonomy places the organism in Eukaryota, Metazoa, Arthropoda, Malacostraca, Decapoda, Parastacidae.
GUGUUGAUUUUGCUGUGCUACCAGUUGUACAAUGGCUUCAGUGGUAGCAGCAUGAUAGACCAGAUGUACCUGAUGGUGUUCAACCUUCUCUUCACUUCUAUACCUCCUAUCUUAGUUGGGAUCUAUGAUAAGGAUGCACCAGCAGAAGUACUUCUUGCCCAACCACGGUUAUAUGUCCAGGGACGGGAAGGUCGCCUCUACAAACCUCACUCCUUCUGGGUCAAUAUCCUGGAUGCUGUUUACCAAUCCAUUGUUCUCUUCUUCUUUUCUGCUGUCCUCCAUGAGGAUUCAAAUACUGGGAUGUACCAGUUUGGCAUGACUGUCACGCAUGCUUGUCUUAUUGCACAAUCAUUGCAUAUUGCCAUUGAAACCAAAUCAUGGACUGUGAUUCUUGUGUUUGGAUUAGUAUUGUCCUUCAUAAUGUUCUAUGGUUUUGGUGUUCUGUACACCAUGACUUGUGUUGCCUGCUUAGGGGAACCUAGCCAGUAUGGCGAGUUGGCGUAUGCUCUGAGAUCUCCCUUGCAUUGGCUAACUAUUAUCCUUACUGCUACACUUGCAGUCCUGCCAAGGUUUGUAGUUCGUGCUGUUAUCUGUUCUAUGAGUCCUGAUGACAUAACACAAGCCUUAAUAGACAAUAAAGGAUCUCAACAGAAAGACUUCAUGGUUUCCUGGUCACGAUCAACUUCAGAUUCAUCUGUAUAUAGACCGAACUGCACGGAGGAAACUGGUGAUGAAGCUUCUGAGCCUUUUAGCUCUCUUGUUACCACCACUACAGUUAUUACCACCACUACAGAUGAAGCAGAAGUGUAAUUAAUCCUCAAAAAUUGUACAAGUAUUUUACACCAGAAGUUAAAACAAACUAAAUCUUUGCAAUUGUAAAUGAAGCAGAAGGUAAACAAGUUAGUGGCAUUUUAAAGGAAUUGGCCCAAAACUAAGUUAUAAUUGGUGAAAUUAAAUAUAUUCUGUAAUUUUGCAGCAUAGAUAAUAUUGAAGCUUAACAAAGUUUAAUGGUGGAAAUGUGUUGUGAUUAAGUAGUAUCCAUAUUGGUGCUAACUGGACCUAAUGUCUGAUAUGCAUCAUGGACCAUACCUUGUACUAUGUGUAAACAUUACUCAUGGAAAAUAGCGAGUGUGUUGGACAUACAGUUUAUGCCAACUUACCAGAUAAAAUGUGUGGGUAAUAAGAAACCUUGAAAAAUUGCAUUGUAUCAAUGUUGUGAUAAUCCAUGGCAUGUCACUGGAGUACCGCCUCAGGAAUAAUUGGUAAUUUUGCAAUAUUAUAGCUAUAGGUAUGACUGAUUAAUUUUGUCAUAAGUAUUUUGAGUGAUACGUUAUCCUGCUCGUAAUUUUUUCUAAAACGAGUUCCUUGGAUUAUUUUUCUUGUGGUUGUGUUGGGUGCUUCCUAUUCUUUUGCCAUAGCUCUCUAAUAUUUUCUUUAUUGUAAGAUUAUGAAAACACUUUGUUUUUAAUAUUUUAUAUAAAUUUUAUAUUUGCUAAUUAUUAUAAAGUCCUAAUUGUUAUUAGUUAAAAAAAAAAUAUGAUAUUCUUUAAGUUAGAAUGUAUUAUGUAUUACAUAUCUGUAGUACUAAGGCAGCACACCAAUAGUCAUAUUGAAUUAUUUUUUGGUGCAUUAUCAAUUUAAUUUUUAUUUAAACAUUCUAACAAACAUAAAUUUUAGCAUGAUACAUAUUCUACUUGUUUCUGAACCUUAAAGGUGUCAAGUAUAAAAAUCAUAAAAUUAUUAUUAUUUUUAAGGUAGGACUUGUAACAUUCCAUUAGUUUAUGUUUAUGGUACUUAACAUCACAAAGCCAAAGAAAAAUCAUAUUAAGCAGUAGGUUUUAUACAUUUCUUUAGAGGAUUUUGAAUGUGUGCCUUUGUAGUUUCUCAGUGCUUCCAUAAUUGUGUAAGUACGAAGGUUUUAUCAGUAAUUACCUGGAAACAUCUGAGUUUUAUCUAGGAAUCUGACAUUUGCAGUUAGAUGAGUGAUACACUUCAUGGCUGUGCUUAGUGUUAACUAUCAGAAAACAGAACUAUCUGUGACAGGGUUAUUUUUUCCUUAUAACCCAACUCUAAAAAUUAUGUAUGAAAGGUAUUCAGCAUUUUUCUAAAAUCAUUACUUAUUAUAAAAUCCUUUGUUUGAAGUAUAAAUCUUUGCUGUCAAGUAUUGGUUGACGGCUUAUGCUUGGAAAUAAAUAUCGACAUUUUACAAAUUAAUAUAUAGAGCACAUGUUUUCUGCGAGUGCUUUAGCCAGAUUUUAAUAGUAGCAGGAAUUCAUUUAUGAGCAUGGAGAAAAUUAUGCCUGAGAAUUUAAUUUUCUGACCAUUUAUGUAAAUGCUACUUUUUAAAAAAAUAAAUUUUUUUCUUGAAAUUA